Molecule: messenger RNA, 2571 nt
Organism: Anopheles stephensi (Asian malaria mosquito)
Lineage: Eukaryota; Metazoa; Arthropoda; Insecta; Diptera; Culicidae
Exons: 9
Coding region: 599-2425 (608 amino acids)
Biological process (GO): proteolysis
Molecular function (GO): serine-type endopeptidase activity
Source: RefSeq, a predicted model, not a curated record
CAGAAGCAGAAACAUGGGUAGUAGCCACCGGACGCAACAGGACCAUUCCAACAGCGCUCGAUCGGGUCGGAUGGUACGGUCAGUGGUUCGUCUUCAACGGCCAGAACGACAUCGGUCGCCGGUGGAGCAGCGUGUGUUGUGUUUUAAGAGUGAAGUUUUGCGUGUGUGCGUGUAUGCAAAGUGCAUGGUAGAAGCGGAACGGAUCCGUAGGAGAAAGAAUCGUCGCCAUCAACAACGGUUGCUACGAUCGGCACCUGUCGUCGUCCAACGCUGUGGCUGCUGCGAGCAAGAACCCAUCAUAACGGUGAUUGAGUGCCAGAAGAAGGGGAGGCGUUGUUGCAGUCGAGGGUGAAGGGAAUGGUGAGCCCUUCAUUCCCGGUGCCGGUAGCAAAGGUCAAACCGUUCAAGUGGGCCAGCAGGCCAAACGUGGUGAGCAGCGUGGCAAAGUGUGUGCGCCCGGAAAGUGGAGAUUAGCGUUCCCAAAACAACAGCAAAAGAAAACGAUAAAAGAAGUGUUACAAUUUUCUUUGUCCCUCCAUCUCUCUCUCUGUCUCGCGCUCUGUUCACGCGCCGUCCGGCCGUUUUGCAUUUAAAUGAGAUGCAAAUUUGCGCGACGAUAAUGCGAUUAGUUGUGAUUUUAAGCGUUUUAGUACAAAUUUAUGCGAACACCGGCAGUGCACCCUGGACGCGCCAUGGGCUGCUAGUGGCUGGACCGAAUCCUGCCACCACCGUCGGUCGCUCGAUUGGUCCGGUGGUUGGACAGGAGCGUGUGAGUGGACCGGCCGAAGAUAAACGUCCGGAACGGAACAUUUAUCGAACGAAGCUGUCCAAGCUGCGGUUGAUUCUGUUGGCGGACAUGCUGAAUGAAAUUCCACCGCCGCCGCUGGAAUUAAUUACUUGCCUGGCGAACUCGUCGUCGCUGAACGUGACCACCAAGCACUGUGACUGUGAGGCUUACUCGUGCAAGGAUCUGCUCGCCAGCUCCAGCCCAUCGCCGCUCAACUACAUCCAACCGAAGAGGAAAAUCCACACCUCCUGUCGGGACCAUUGCUGUCGGAAGAAGAAGUUCAACCGCUCGAUCGAUCCGGCAGCGCUGGAGAAUGUGGUCACAUCGUCACUUGGUGCAUCGCCAAGGCGCUACAAUACCGUCCCGAGCUCGUCAACCGUUCAUCGGUCACCGAUGGGAUCGCUGUCAUUAGCUGCGAGCAGUCCCACUGGCAAAGGGACGCAACCGUCGGUAAUGCCGGCGUUUCGGUUGCGAACAACUACCGGUUUACCUUCGCCCGCCAGCGUCCGUGACCAUCGUGACCGAUCGGCAGCACCAGCACCAGCAGAAUCAGCAGCAGGAGAAACAGCAAGAGUCUGCGCUAGUGAUGGAAUCGAUCAAAUUUCAAUUGCCAACAAUCGAGUAAGGACGGUGCCGUGGCUGUACCGGGUCGGUUUAAUUGAAACGAAGCAUCCCGUCUGCGUUGGCGCUUUAAUCCAUCCGAGUUUAAUAUUAACAACUGCAGUGUGCGUUAUAAACAAGAAACCGGAAGAACUGGUCGUCUGGAGUGGUCCGGAGCGGCCGGUGGAUGCGGACGAGCGGGACGAGCGGCCAGUCGGCAGGAUAAUGCUGCCGGAACAAUUCGCCACCACUUUCGAGCGGCUCGAGAACAAUGUUGCAUUGUUGCUGCUGGUGCACCGUCCACCGCCGUCAUCCGACCGACCGAUCGGCCGAAGCUCUCCACCAGGUGGUGGUGGUGGUGGGCUCCGUGCAUGGCCGGUUAGUGUGCGGGUCGUCGACAGUGGGGCGGAUCGAAGCCUUGCCCGGACGGUGGAACUUUUCCCCGGGCAGCGGAAACGGACACCGACGUCUAUUUGCUUAUCAUCAAUUAUAGACCGUACGCCGGAUACGCCCGAAAGCUCCUGCUAUGCCGUCUCCUUCCGGAAGACGAAUCUAUCACACGCCCGCACCGGAGCAGCGGCACCGCAACCAACGGCAACCGGCAGCAGCAGCAGCAGCAGCAGCACGGACACUGGCGCGAACAACUUGCUGCCGAACGAUGGCACUAAUUACGUUACGACAAAUAUUAGCAUUUUUCCGGCCACCGAGUGUCGACCGGAGCAUCGGGAGUAUCUGCAACACGGUGGCAAUCUGUGCGCUGGCUACGGUGCGGCCAAAAACCGUAGCAUAGAUGUGGACUUCAGUGGAUCACCGUUGAUUUGCGAUCAACUGCAAGCAGACGGUAAAAUCCGUCGCACCGUACAGGGCCUCCUGACCUGGUCCACCGACAUCAAUCAUGCGCCCCAUCUGUUCACCAACUUAACCACCUACCGGCCGUGGAUCGAUCGAGAAAUUGAAAAGCUGGACAGUGAAACCCGAUCACAAACCCGGUUCCAGCCCGACCCGCACCCAACAGUCCGGAGCGUUGUUUAUGGAUAAAGCACAGCAACAGUCGGAAAAUCGUACGGGGCCACAUCACCUCCCCCCCGUUCGUUUUAUAGUGAUCGAUAUCCGGGUGGUUCGAUAUUUGUAGCCAUCGCUGAAGAGUCGCGCAAUAAAAUUGCACAAAUUUGCGUAAGAAUGAA